This is a messenger RNA of Limanda limanda (common dab), 921 nucleotides long. RefSeq names its product forkhead box protein Q1-like. The coding region runs from base 1 to 921 and encodes 306 amino acids. The record is from RefSeq and is a predicted model, not a curated record. Gene Ontology annotation, molecular function: RNA polymerase II cis-regulatory region sequence-specific DNA binding; DNA-binding transcription factor activity, RNA polymerase II-specific. Lineage: Eukaryota; Metazoa; Chordata; Actinopteri; Pleuronectiformes; Pleuronectidae. Gene Ontology annotation, biological process: cell differentiation; anatomical structure morphogenesis; regulation of transcription by RNA polymerase II. The transcript has a single exon.
AUGAAGCUGGAGGUGUUCUCCGCGCACCACUUCGUGCACAAGCCGCUGGAGCUGUGCAUGGACCCAGAGGGGGGUCUCCCGUCCCCUCUGUCCGGGGACGAGCUCGGCUCGGACGGGGACUGCGUGGCCAACAGCCCGGCACCUGUCCUCCAGGGAGGAGGAGGAGGAGGAGGAGGAGGAGGGGGUGGGGGUGACGGGUCCAAGGGGAAGCCGUACACCCGCAGACCCAAGCCUCCCUACUCCUACAUCGCCCUCAUCGCCAUGGCCAUCCGGGAGGCCGGCUCCGGCCGCCUGACUCUGGCGGAGAUCAACGACUUCCUGAUGAAGAAGUUCCCGUUCUUCCGCGGCAGCUACACCGGCUGGAGGAACUCGGUCCGGCACAACCUGUCCCUGAACGACUGCUUCCUCAAGGUGCUCCGGGACCCGGCGCGGCCCUGGGGCAAGGACAACUACUGGAUGCUCAACCCGCACAGCGAGUACACCUUCGCGGACGGAGUGUUCCGGCGCCGGAGGAAGCGCAUCGCCAAGAGGGGUCCCAAGCAGGAGCAGGACCCCCGGAGCGAGGACCCCCGGAGCCAGGACCCCCGGAGCCAGGACCCCCGGAGCCAGGACCCCCGGAGCGAGGCCAAGUUCUCCAGCUCCUUCGCCAUCGACAGCAUCCUCAGCACACCUUUCAUACGCAGGGAGGAGAGCCCCGUGGAGGUGGACCCCCAGGGACCCCCCCGGCUCUACUGGCCCCCAGGGGCCCCCGUGCUGCCGUACCCUCUGAACUACCCGGUCCAGUACCUGUCCGACCCGGGGUCCGGCAGGGACCCGGUCUCGUACCUCCGGUCCCCGGUACCGGGCCCCAGCGGAGCCGAGGCCGCCUUCAGGGUCCCCAACCGGGCGAGGUGCUUCCACAUAGACUCCCUGCUGUCAUGA